Messenger RNA from Penicillium manginii, 1362 nucleotides. RefSeq names its product ACT domain-containing protein. The coding region runs from base 1 to 1362 and encodes 453 amino acids. Gene Ontology annotation, cellular component: cytosol. Lineage: Eukaryota; Fungi; Ascomycota; Eurotiomycetes; Eurotiales; Aspergillaceae. Gene Ontology annotation, biological process: cellular response to L-arginine; regulation of intracellular signal transduction. The transcript has 4 exons. The record is from RefSeq and is a predicted model, not a curated record.
AUGACGCUGAUCGAUGCGCAAGUGCAUUUUUUGGCGGAACGUCUUGCACUGGUGCACAUUCCACUAGACUUAUAUCCAUACUUCCUCCAGUCGGUAUUGAGAUUAGUCUUUGACGAGCUCGAGCCCCUCGACGAGACAAAGGAAGAAGACGCAUCCAUCGAUGGAGAAACAACCUCGGAAGAAGGUUCCGGGUACAAGCCCCCCCGCCUUUUUGAACAUUUCCAUCACGCCCGUGGAAAUAAAUCCCUCGAUUCUGAGCUCGAUGUCAGUGACAAUGAUUAUAUUGCGAUGCAGGUCAUCGGCCAGGGAUUGGAGGCUGGGAAACGAGUUUUGGAAUUGACCAGCCCGCUCGCUAUGGCCGGAAUCUCCAUCUUUUUCAUUUCAACAUAUUUCUCAGACUAUAUCAUAGUCCCCUUGAACAGCAAAGGCAGUGUCGUCGCUGCUCUGGAAAGCAGAGGCUUUCAGUUUCAAGAUUCAACCGCUGCCUUUAUGACCCCAUUAAGCCCGACAUCUCCUCGAACAGAGCGCCACCCAAGUGACGCCACGCCACCAGGAACCCCACCUCCAUCCACGAUAUCAGAGCUUCAAACACGUACAUUCGAAAACCUACGCAAACGCAAAAUUACGCCUUAUGUCGAUGAAACCCUGCGUCUUGUGCAAUGCGCAGCCCAUCAUCAAUUCGGAUAUGGUAGCGAAGAAAGCUCCAUGUCUAUUCUUCGAGAUGCCAUCACAACCGUCCUUCUUCUCGACAGUCCACGCUUCCUCUCUCUUACCCAAGCAUCCCUUGAUCCGGCCGCAUCCCUUCUUCUAGAAAAACGACUCCUCCCUCGCUUUGCAGAGCCCUCCAGUCCCCACAGGGGCUACGAAAACGGCUCGGGUCUUUUACUCGGCUCAAAGGAAGACUAUCUUAUUCCCAUUAUGCUGGAUCUCCGUGAUUUACCCCUCGAAGCUUCAGGUAUCGUAUGUGGCGUGGCUGGACGACUCGCCGAGGCAGCGGAAACGAUACCCCUAUAUAAAGACAUUGAGCCAGGUCUUGGAACUAGUGGUGACAGCAGCACAGUCGGAUCUGUGCCUGCGCUUUUUGAUUCAUUCGGAGCUCGCCUGAAUUUGGAAAAUGGCCAUAGUCCGGAUAAGAAGUCAUCGAAAGGGGCUCACUCUCUUGCACCGACCCACCAUCUUAAACCUGAUGUGGAUCUGUCUGCGGAUUUAUUCGAGAUUAGUUUCCUGAGUACAGCGCGCGCUGGAACAAUCAUCGUUGGAGAAGAUGAGUUGCGACGCGCGAUCACUGCUUUGGAGGCGGAGAGAAUACAGGAUUCGUUUUCACCGAAUCCGCCCGAGCAGAACGAGGAUGACGAGGAGUGA